ACUUUCGCGGUGAGUGUCAGUUUACCGCGGGAGGUUUGGGGAUCGUUACGUCUGUUAUUUUCGUUUUUUUCCUUAAUUUUUUUGUUUACACUUUUUAUAAAACUAGUCUAACAUGUCUGGUAAUGCUUGGGUUACUUUAGCUACCAAUGACUCGUAUGCCCUUGGUACAUUGGUGCUGGCCAGUUCACUGCGUGCUGUUGGCACUACACAUCAGUUGGCAGUAAUGGUUACAAGAGGUGUAUCCCCAGAAAUGAAAGAACAGUUAAGAUCUGCAUUUGAUCUGCUAUUUGAAGUGAAUAUUUUGGACUCCCAAGAUGAGGUUAAUCUUUCUCUUCUGUCUCGCCCUGAACUGGGGCUCACAUUCACCAAGCUCCAUUGCUGGCGGUUAACUCAGUUCCAGAAGUGCGUGUUCAUGGAUGCCGACACUAUGGUUGUACGAAACUGUGACGAAUUGUUUGAUCGUGAAGAAUUGUCUGCAGCGCCAGACGCCGGAUGGCCUGACUGUUUCAACUCUGGUGUGUUUGUGUACAGGCCAUCUCUCGAAACUUUCAGAGCUCUUCUCUCGUUUGCUGUCACUCAUGGCAGCUUUGAUGGUGGUGAUCAGGGAUUGUUGAAUUCUUUUUUUGCUGACUGGGCAACAAAAGAUAUUGCCUUUCAUCUGCCAUUCAUCUACAAUAUGUGCUCAAACGCUGUGUACUCAUAUCUUCCAGCAUAUAAGAAUUAUGGCGAUUCUGUGAAAAUAGUGCAUUUCAUUGGUCCUAACAAGCCGUGGCUCAUGCACUUUGAUGUGGAGACUGGUUGCGUCCAUCCUCCAGCUGGGUUCCACCAUGUGCUUCCACUCCUGCAGAAAUGGUGGGACAUUUUCUUUGCCUCCGUGCACUCGAGACUGUCUUCUACGAUGGCCCGACAGGAUACCCCAACAGUGUCUCGCCACGUUGCUGACUCCACGAUGGGACUGCAUUCCCAGCCAGACGAGGACUUUUGCUAUGGCCACUGGGACCCUUGGGAAACUAUUGACUUGGAACAGACUGUAUCGCUACAGCACGUCCCUCCAACUAACAAUCACUUGCCACAUCAAGAACCUGCAGUACAUCAUGUAGAGCAUAUAGAACCCACGCAUACACUACAUAGUCCUCAUUUUGUGGCUUUCAAUCAUGCACAUGACACCAAUGCCCAUGACAAGAGUUUUUCUUCAGGUGACUUGCACAAUGGUGACAGUGGUGGUGGCCUGCAAAAUUUCCACAUUGUUCCAGUCAUCGAACAUGACGCAUCUUCCAAAAGUGUUGCCCAUGACGUGCCACACAACUCGGUCGUACAAUUAAACAAUAGUUUAUGCAAAACAAAUAGUGGUGUUAUCUCUGAAAACAAGAACAGUCCCACAUUUGCAUCCAGCCCCCUCUCUGAAUCGCAUGGCACACUUCUGCACAGCGCUGCACAGGACAGCAUGCCACCUAGCACAGCACACCUGGCUGAUCCCUGCCUGGCCAUGCAUGUCGUGAACUCUGAUGCUCCUGUUGUGUGUGCUAGAAUAACCAGUCAGGGUGAGUGUCUCGUAGACGAGACCGCAGGCAGCAGCAAGGCAUCGGAUCCUAGUCCAAGAAAUGCUGGCUUGGCGGGAGCAUUUGCACAGCUGAGGCUGGGCGCGCCAAGGUCAGAUGCUCAGACGGCUCUAGAGGAACACUUGAGAAGGCAAAACUGGGAACAAGGCCAAGCAGACUACAUGGGCUCAGAUUCCUUUGACAACAUCUGGAACAAGAUAUGCACCACUCUCUCAGCUGCACCAGGUAAACAAUCUAGAAUUAAAUCUACUGAUGAACAAGCAACUGAAAACAAGACUGAAGCUGUGGUGGAAGGUGAAGAACCAAAAGUUGAAACCACUGUAGCUAAGAGCACUGAAGCUUCAGUCAGCCCAACUGCUGCUUCUGAUUCUCCCAUAGUAAGUCUGCAGGAAAAGCAAAGUAGCAAAAAGGCAAGUGAUCAAGUAGUGGAAGUUGCUCAGCCUCUUGCACCUGCUUCUUCUGGCACUUUCAUUAGCACAGUAGCUUUGCCUUUCCAAAGUGCAUCCACACCAGCUGCUCUUCAGUCUUUAGCAUCUGCUGUUUCACUUCCAGCAUCAACACUUAUUUCUAUUCCUACAGCCCCAGCAUCACCUCCAGUUACCACUCAACCUCCACCAGCAUCACCUCCAGUUGCCACUCAACCACCAGCAUCACCUCCAGUUGCCACUCAACCUCCGCCUGCAUCACCUCCAGUUGUCACUCAACCUCCGCCUGCAUCACCUCCAGUUGUCACUCAACCUCCGCCUGCAUCACCUCCAGUUGUCACUCAACCUCCGCCUGCAUCACCUCCAGUUGUCACUCAACCUCCGCCUGCAUCACCUCCAGUUGCCACUCAACCUCUGCCUGCAUCACCUCCAGUUACCACUCAACCUCUGCCAGCAUCACCUCCAGCUGUCACUCAACCUCCGCCUGCAUCACCUCCAGUUGUCACUCAACCUCCGCCUGCAUCACCUCCAGUUGCCACUCAACCUCCGCCUGCAUCACCUCCAGUUGCCACUCAACCUCCGCCUGCAUCACCUCCAGUUGCCACUCAACCUCUGCCAGCAUCACCUCCAGUUGUCACUCAACCUCCACCAGCAUCACCUAAAUCUGUUGCUCAAGCAGCACCACACCCAGCCCCACUUUCCUCCACCAAGUCUUCUCCUGCGGCAGCUGUAUUAAAGGCUUCUCCACCUGUAGAUACUGCUUCCUCUGUACCAGAGCCACAAGCAUCGAAGGUUGCCUCUCCAUGUAGUCCAGUUAGCAGUGUUGAUGUUCCUUCUGGUGCAAAAACAGACGUAACACCACCUGCAAGUGAGACGGCAGCACCGGUUCCACCUAAGAGACGGGGACCUCAUAAAGCUGCAACAUCAAAGGAUGCAAGCAAGUCUGCUGCAGCCCAGCCUGCCAAAACAUCUAAACCAUCUCCAAAAGGCAAAAAGUAAUCUCACGCAGUGUUCAAUCUCUCCCUUUGGGUAAUUGACUGCACUGUCAAACAUUUUUAAAAGGGUUAUUAUAAUUUUAAGAAGAGAAUAUGAAGCAUGACUGAGUUGUAAUGUUAUUGUUUUAGUAAAGAAUUAAUUAUCAUAAAUAUCUAGUCAGCUCCUUGUGCUAUAUAAUAAAAUAGUUAUUUUUUUCCCUGGCUGUUAAUGAUUUUUUUUUAUGCUGGGUUCAGAUGUUUUAUAUGCUUAUCGUUACCUUAUCAGAUCUGAAUUAUUUAUUUUUAUUUAUAUUCAUUUCACUUCAAAGUUUUGUUUGAAUUAUGUAGUAUAUAUGUAGUAAAUGAUCAUAAAUUUUGUAAUGUAGUGCAUUUAUACAGUAUCAUAUAAAUUUGAAUAAACCACAUCAUUGAUCAACUCUUGUAUACCUUUCAAAACCUAUCAGAAAGAAAAGUAUUUCUCUUUUGAAUAAACUGUGCACUAAUUUAUCUGACUUUUUUUUUUUUACUCUAUGUGAGUACUAUUUGAAAUUGUUGUAGAAGCUCGAUAUUACAAGGUUUGGCAUACCAUUGAUUCCAGUAUGAUGCUGGUAAAAUGGUUCUCUUCUCCCAUCCUUGAAAAAAAAAAUUGCCGUAACAAGUGUUUUGCAAAAAUGUGUUUUGUACUGGUAAGUAGUCAUAUGAUGAUAAUGAUAAUUGCUUGGUUCAAAGAAGGAUAGUCACAUCUGUAUACUGGCUCUGGAAUUUUUUUCGUUAGUGGUAAUCUUGCAGCCCCUUUGAAUUUUUUGCUGCAUUCAAGGUUACCUUUCUGCACUCGAGUUCACCUUGCUGUUUUUGAUGUCAUAUUACAGCAUUUGAGGUCUUAUUGCUGCCUUUGAAGUUGUCGUAAUUUCAGAAUCGCCUGCUGCAUUGGUACUUUAUAUUUAGUUGAGUAACAAAUGACAAAGGGAACAUUACAUUGCUACAUAAAAUAUUGAUGACAACAAAUGUAUGUGGAAAAUAUUGAAAAUUUUUUUGAUAUUGGUUAAUGAUUACUGCACCAAUGACGCGUAUACUAAUUUGAACCUGAAUAUUCUGGAUUUAUUUGUAUUAUGUGAGGUUCUUAAUUAUUGUGUCUCUCUUUGUUCUGAACUCAGCGUGAAUUGCAGUAGUUGCAAAACUGUUUUUUAUUUAUUGUUCACACCUUCACUGGAACAUUUGUUUGCCCGAUUUAGGGCAUAAUCAAGAUAUUUAGGCAUUUUUUUCUACAUAUAUUGUACAUUUGCAAUUAGGUGAUGUAUCUUUUUAAUUUUUCAAAUAUUAAAAUCAUGUGCCAGUUGCUAUGAUAAUUUUGUGAUUAUGAUUAUUUUAAAAACAUAAGUUACCAUGAUUUUUGUACAAAAUAACACAACAAACAAACUACAUAUUUGUUUUCAUGCGCUGAUGAUUUGUGAAUUGUUAUGCUUAGUUGUCAUCUAUUUUCUUUUGAAAACAUAUUUAUUUGUAAAAGGUAGUGUAUUGCAGGUAUGGGAAUUUUUUUGAAGACAAACCAUUUAAAUAAAGUUUUAUGAACUAUUGAUAUUGAAAUAUAAUAAUGAAGACAAAGGCAGAAACCUAAAUUAUAAUUGUAAAAAAAAAAAAUAUGUGAGUUGGUCAGAAGAGUUUUAUUUUGUUGGAAUGGCUAAAAUCAAUUGUUUAGCAGGUAAUUAAAAUUUUAUACUUAUUCAAAUUAUACAUGUCUCUAUAAAAGUAGCCAUAUUAACUCUUUGCCCUGUGUUUUGUAAACUUAUUUCAUGUAUCUUUAGAAAUCAAGGUAUCUAAAGUUCUGUAUUUAUUUUUGGGAAACCAUUAAAUUCACUAGAAUGUCUCAAAAGUAAAUGUUUCACAAAGAUGCAUUGGAUUUUGGUGAUUACAAAUAGUUCACGUCCAAAGUGAUGGGAACUUCACGGCAGGCAGAAGCAGGCAUUUUGUCCCCACAGAUUAUGUCAACACUAUACAAGAUAUUAGAAUAUUGUGGCUAAUCCACGUGUUGGAUGAUCAUAUCUUAGAUGAUUGGAGUUCUCUAGUAUACAUUUUUAUCACUGUAUUUCUUAUUUCUUUCACCACUUUAAUGAUUUUUCAAAUCUGUAACUUUAACUCUGCUGAAGGUGAAGGGUACUGUCAUCACCAGACAUAUCAAUAUACAAAAGUAAGGCAUUAUUAGUGUACACCACAAUCUUUGUUCAAAUAUAAGUAUUGUUUUGAUGGCCUUUGGCAACAGGAAAAAGUGUGUAGAAGCUGCAAAAAGGUGGAAGCUUAUAUUAUUUCAAAUGUGCUUUAUUGCCUCUUUUCAUGUGUACUUUUCUCUGAACAUUAUAAAGUAGCCAAGUUUUUAAGAAGUAUGCCAUCUUUUUCUGUUACAGAAUUUUUUUUAAAUAAUGGGUGGUUUAUUAAAAUGUAUAUGGUGCAUGUAUUUUAAAUGGCUGAUAGAUUAUUAUAUUUGUCAGUGCAUUGUGUAUUUUAAGUAUGCAGUUCAAAUUUCUUUUAAAAUAAUAUUUAAGUUCCUCAGUGCAUUAUUUUUCAUACAUGGAUCACAUAGCUACUAUCUCUUAAAAAUGCUUCAUAAAGUAAUUAAUCACUUCAAAAGUAGAUCAGUUAAGUAUUUCUAUAAGAUUUUUCAGUGUACAAUAGAUAUUAAAGUAAUUCUGCAGUGUUGUGAGUACUUACAAAGUUAAUGACCUAAGUUAAAUAUUUUUUUGAUUAUUGAGGAUCUUAACGUCAUUUUGGUAAUUUAUGUUGUAACUAUUAAUUUUCAGUGUUAUUGUAGACUUUAGACUUACACAGCUCAUAUCAUUUGCAUUAAAUUGAUGAUUUAAAAUGUAUUUACAGAACUUUGUCACAAAAAAAUUUUUAUGCUAGUAAUAUUGUUUUGUCUUACAAGUGUUUAUAAUUAAUUAUGUAAGUAUCUUUCAAGUCCCAAAAGCUAUGUACAAGAUGGAAGUGGUUUUUUUGUUGACGGUAAUUGAAUGAUACCAUUGGGCAUAUUAGUAUAAACACAUUCAAGGACUUCAACCCAAAGAUUUUUUUUGUUUCUGGAGUGAAGUUUAUGGCUUAGGUUUCUUAGCAAGUUACAUUAUAAAUAUACAUAUAUUUUUUUUGUAGUAAAACAACGUGAAUUUUGUUUAGCAGAAUUGGGUUUAUUUUCAUUGUGCAUCAGUCAUAAUUUUUUUAUUUUAGUUUCAGCUAAUUAACUCACAUAACUCCAAAAAAUAAAUAAAGCAAUUUAUUAUUCUUUUUCAAACAACAAUAGAUGGUAAGAAAACUUCUAGUACAUUCAUGUUUGUUUAUAAUUAUAAUUGUGCAGUGUUUAUAGCUUUAUGAACAUUUAACAUGCAACAUGUAGUUUGCACAAAAGAUGGCCUCAGUUCUUAGAUUUUAAUACAAAUAGACACUGAAUCUAUUCCACAUCUUAUUUUUAAUAUUUUCUUUGACAUACUAGUUGUUUUGGCAUUAGUCAGGUUCAGUACUGAAGUGUACACCUGGUUAAGUGCAUUGAUUUGGCUCAAGAAAAACAUAAAUUACCAAAUUUAUAUUAAAAAAACAUGAUUAAAUUAAUUAAUAAAUUGUUUCUUGGGUAAGAUAGAGUAAGUCGGUGGGUGGGUAAAUCUGAUGUAAAAUUUCAAAAACAAAUUUCAUACUUUUAUAUUACUUAAAUGCAUAUACAUUUAGCAAGAAUACAAAAUUAGUUUGUUCAAAUAUUUGCUAUAGAAUUUAAAAAUGUUUGUAUUCUAUUUUUUUGUUCUGAAUCAAAAUUUCAAUUUUUUUACUAUAAAACAUUUGCCUUUUUUCCCCCGUUAAAGUGUGUUUAUAUAUAUAUAAUAUCUCAAUCAUCAAUUUAUCCCAACUUUUGAAAAUUAAUGAAAUCGUGUUUGGAGUCUUAACUACAAACUACCCCACUUGGGAAUUAAUUAGAAGUAAUUUUUAUUUUUAUUUAUUUUGUGUUUAAAACUUUUUUUUAAUUUCAAAACCCUGUAUUUUUGAUACAUCAGUAGUCUCUCAUUAUGUAAAAUUUUUUAUGAUUAGCAAAAUUUCAUUAUUGAGCAUGGUUAAAAAAAAAUUUACCUGUCCACCAAUUUUAUAAUGCAGACUAAAGUUGUGAAACCAGCAUUUACAGAAAUUUUGAUGUAUUUUAUAUAACAGAUUCAACUUGACUCAAUUAAUUUAAUAUUAGUUUUUAAAUAUUGAUUAAAUAUUCAACUCAAAAUUUGAAUACUCAUAAAUGUGUAAAAAUUGAUCAUUAUUGCAUUAAAAGUAAGGUAUCAUUAAUCUGAAACAGCUUGGCGUACUACAGGGGCGGAGGGUGGUUUUCAAUGUAGGGGAACCAACAUUAUAAAUUAGUAUCAGAAAUUUUCAAACCGGUAAAUGGCUCUUCAAUUUUUAAGAUACAUAACAUCAUUGUUUUUUAAACUAUUAUCCUUUUUUUAUUAUAAUUUAAUAGUAAAUAAUAUGAAUAUGUGACUGUAAAUUUUACACUCAAUGUAGAACAAAAUGUGUGUUUAUAUAUAACUGUUUAAUUAUAUACAAACACAAAUAACAUGUCAGCAGUCACAAAGCCACAAUAAUAAAUACUGUAAUAACUAACUAAACCCAUCAUUUAUCUACGUCCUCUUCUCAUUAGUGCUUAUUAUACCAGGUCUACAAAAUUAAAUCUAUUUUUGAUGUCAAUGCAUAAGGCAUUUUUGAGAGCUGUAAAAUCUUACUUUUAAAUGUCUUUUGAAAUCCCUAAUUUUCUUUUUAGCUGUAUUCAACACAUGCAUUAUGUCAGGAGUUGGUCUCACACGUAAAAAUUAAAGAAUUGUCAUCCAAAUGUGUUGCUACCAACUGUCGGCCAAACUGUCUGUCUUUGUCUACAGAUGUCUAUCUCUCUCCCUCCUCCUCCCAAGCACUGCUCCCCUUGUUUCCCCACACCAUAUUCCCUCCCGACUUCCCCUCUGCUGCUUGAUUGGCUGGAGAAAGCGAAGCCAGCCCUCGGUUCCCUUCCGUGGCCUGGGCCUGCCGAGGGACAGGUUUGCAUUUUUUUUAACUACUUUUCAACAAUCCAUUUCUAGUAUCGAGAAUCUUAAAGAUGUUAGCGGGAAUAAUUUGUGAUAGACAAUGUUUUUUUUUUACAACAUGCCAGUCUUUAAAAUCUCAUGUGUUUAUUGUUGGUGCAAAGGAAGCGGAGCACUGGUCUGGUUCCCCAGUCCAGCUGCGUGGCUUCGGGUACAAUCGGUACAUGUGAAGAUAGCUGGCCCUUGAGUUUCAAACAAUGUAUUGCAGCAUUUAAGAGCUAAGGGGAGAAAGAAUGUUGCCUCAAAAAUUAAGUUGUUUUUUUUUUUCACUUCUACUCAUAUAAUGUAUUCAAAUGACAGAUUCUGAACCUAAUUAAUAAGGUAUCCCGCUAUAAGCAGGUGGACCUAUGGUUCCCGUGGUUCCAUGGAAUAUUCAACCCUGGUGUACUAUGCUGAAGUCUUUCUGGUUUACUAGCAGUAUGUCCAACACGAUGGUAAAUUGUACAAUGAGAAAGUCAAAGAAAGCACCAAUUUUUUUAAGAACUUUCAUUUUUUACUUUCUUUUAUUUCCAACAAUUUGACUUGGCCAUUAUUUAAACCAGACAUUUUUUAUGUUGAUUUCUUGUUACUUAAUAUUCUGAAGUAAUGUAUUUGGCCUGUGUGCAGUUUGACUUCAAGACUUUUUUUUAAGAAAGAAAAGGUUAUGUACAGAUUACAGUUAUAGUAGUGGCUAAUGUUGGGGUUCCUUCUUAAACUUUAAGGUAAGAAUUCUUUUUUUUUUUUUAAUUUUAUUGUGUUUAUUUAUGUACUGCACUUAAUAAUAGAAGAAAUUGUAAUUUAAUAUUAAUAUAUGUAUUAUUAUUAGUUAGUCUUAACAGCCUUGAUUUUCAAAUGGCAUAACAACAGUGAGUUAGUUACAAAUGUAAGUUAAGAAGUUAAAGUUAUUUUUAAAAUCAACAUGUUUGCAGGAAUCAUGUUCUGUUGGCAUUCAUAUUUCAUGAUUAAGUGUUUAAAGGCAGAAGAUUGGUCAUACAAGGUUUUUGAAUCAUGAAUAGAGUUAAUGAGCUGAAAUAAAAUAUUGAUUUUGUAAGGACUUUAUUCAUUUAAAACAUAUGGUUACACAGUUGGUUACUCAAUUGGAUCAGUUGGUCUCCAGUACUAGCACACUAAUAAAAGUUUUCAAGCUUGUGAGAUUAAGCAUUUGUCUGUUUAAUUUAACAUUUUAAGUCACGUGAAUUUCAAAUAUUAUAACUUAUUAGUUUCCCCUAGUUAACUAUUUUCAUAAAUUGGUUUUCAACUUUUUUUUUUUGUCUUUCUGUGGUACUAAUAUCAUUGUGCAUACUAUGUCAGUGCCCAAAUUAAUCAGUUUUGUAUGCAUGUGCACAAACUGACUGUGUUAAAAGUUAACAAGCUAGAGUUAAUGGUAAGUUUGCUAAUCCUUGCCUGGAGGGGCAACAAUCGAUGAAAUUAAAUUGCAUCUGAAAUAAUCAUAGGUUUAUUGUGACAAUUUAAAAUGCCAUUGAAUGUUGUUUUUUCUAUUUAUUUAUUAUGCCAUUUGUAUUGCUUCCUAAUUUCUUUUCAAUAUUUUUAACAUGUAACAUGGGUGGUGGUAUCUACAAACAUAAUACAUGCAUGCAUUUCUAUGAUUUAAAUACUGAUUAAUGCUUUGAUAUUUUGAAUUAAUUUUUGUUUUUAAUGCAUGUUGCAUAUUCAUACUGCCUUUUAUGUAUUUAAGUUUGCAUUUUGGUUAUGUGUUUCGGGUUAUGUGACAUGUCGCAUGAGGAAUGCUAACAUCACUGUUUAGUGCUAUGUCCAGUGCUAAAGAUGUCAAAUGCUUGGACCUGUGUCUGGGUAGUAAAAGUUUAAUUAAGGUUUUGGUAAUUUUGUAAUUAUCUGGUCAAGGAAUUGUGUAAUUUGUGCUCAAAAUAUUUUGUAUGUCCUAAAUGUUUGGUCACAGUGUUUGUUGUUUUCGUGUGUAUGUGUGUGUUCACAUGAGCUUGACUGUGCAUCAUAUGUGCAAGCGAGACAGAAAGAAAGAGGCCAUCAGCAGUGCAACACGUUUGCUAUGUAUUCUGAUGAUUGUUGUUAUUUUUCAAGUGAGGUAUUUCAAAAUGCUAUUAUUUUCUUCUGUGUUGCACAAACAUACUAUGAAUGUCCUUGAAUAUAGAGAUUUAUUUUCUCCAAAACUUGUUUUAUAUUUUUAGUAGCAUUUUCCAUCAACUGACAGACCAAACACCCAGGCAUUUAGAGUUUUUAGAAAAACGUUAUUGAUAUGUUGAGUAUUUAAGCAUGCUAAAAAAAAAUUUUUUAGUAUAAGUACCUUUAGGUAUACUAUUGUUUGAUCCAAAUAAAACAUAAUUUUACUCUUAAUUCAACAUAAUCCAUUAAUUUCAGUUAUUUGUCUAAAAAGUGUAAGAUAGGCAAUGACUGUGCAACAGUAGAAUUUUGUUUGAAAAUUAAAUGUAAAGUUUGUUUAUUUUUACUGAUUUUCUCAAACUCUUAAUUAUGCUUUACUGCUAUCUCAGGCGGUCUCAAACCAUAGUAGGCAAUAUCAGAGCCUUGAUUUUCUACCGUGGUUUGUUUAUGGAUUUGUGAGUUCCAGAUGUUAUCAAUUAUUUAACUUGGUUUGAUUUGGAAAUGAAAGUUUGAAUCAAUUUUUCACCAAGAAAGUUUUUGUGUGUACAGUUUGGUUAUACUGCAAUUAUGAAUCUCGGUAGGUAAAGAUGGGAGAAAUUUGAUAGUAAUGUGUGCAUUUUUCUGUGUUUUAGUCUAGAUUUAUGUAAUUAAAUUUUUCAUAAUAUUUUACUUUGCAGUAAUUUAUUUUAUUUAACUUUUUUUUUUCAGAUUGUUUGAAAUAACUCGGUUUUUAUAAUAUUAGUAUAUUAGUGUAGCAUUAAUUUUGGAAUUUUAUGUUUUGCUAACAUGAUUACAGUUGAUUUAUGUCAUCAGGACCCUAUUUCAUAACCAAGUCUAUAUGUUACAAGUUACAAGUUAUAGUUUUAUUAUUGUAAAACUGAACUGUUUCAUAAAUAAAAUUCUUUGACUUGUAAAAGUUUGCUCUCUAAUAAAACUGAAUUACAAGUUUAAAAGUCAUCUGGGAUUGCUAUAUUUAAAGGGAACCUUAAUUGUGAAACCAAAUUUUAUGUAUGAAUAUAAAUAUUAUCUUGAAAAACCCGAAAAUGUAUAGCACUCUGUAAUUACUUCAGAAAAUUAAUAUGCUCAAAGAUACAUUUCUAGAGUAGCAACUUCUCUGAGAAAAAAAAUUGGAAAUGAUUUUCUAGUGAUUAUAAUUACUUUCAAUUUCAUAAAUUGUUAAAUUUUAAUAGGUCUUUUUUUUACAUAAUGAACAUUACGAGAGUCAAAUGUUGGUAAUAUUUGGUUAGCAGUAUUUAAAAUACUGUGAAAUUGUGUAAAAAGUUGUUUAGAUUAAGUCAAUGACAAUUAAAAUCAUGUAAAUAUUUAUGGAAGGUAAUUUAUGGUAGGUCAGCAACAUUCAAACUUUUCAGAAUGUUGUUUUUCAAGAUAGUAAAUAAACAUUAAUAGGUUUAAAAAAAAAACCUUUAUGCAUUUUUAAAUUAUUUUUUUCCCCUUCAAAAAUACAUGACUUUUGGAAAUCAAGCUUUAUCUGUGUCUUGUUCUAUAGUUAUUUCCUUAUAUGGAAUGCUUAUAAUAUGUAAGAAUUAUUGAGGUGGAAGAGUAUAUAAAUAAACUACAUAUUUGUUUUUUCAAGAUGAUAACCAAAGAGUUACUAGACAGAGAUUAUUUACGCAGUGUUAGAUGUUCCAGUUGAUGUUCUGUAUAUUCACAAAGUCUUUCAAAUGCAAUUGAUUUUAGUCAGAACCUCAUGUUUUAUUAUAAUUUUAUCACAAAGUCCAUAUUAAUCCUGGGUAAAUAUUUUAUGCUCUCCUUACCUCAAUACCAUUAAUAUCGUCUCCUUUAGUGAAUAUUAUGUCAAGUUUACUUCCACAUUAAAAAUACAAAUUAUUCUUGUAAAAUGUUUUACUUUCGUGCUAUGACUAGUAGAAAUUGUUUCACAAAUUACAAGCCCAUGUAGGUUACAAAAAACAUUAUGAAACACAAGGGUAAUAUUACAUGUAGAAACAGCUUGUGACUUGUAAAUCUGCACUUGGAAUUGCAAAUGUUUUCUGGUUUUAUUAAACAACUUCCUCGCUUUUUUCCUUAGCUACAAGAGAACAUACGUGUGACUUGUCGACUUGAAGUUUUAUGAAAUUGGGCCCUGCUUUUAUAACUCGUGGUCUUGCUCUUAUCAUUAAAGAAUAGAAAUUACUGUCUUUAUGUUCCUAAUUUUUAGUAAAGUCUGUAAUAGCAACAGUUGUUUCUAGUAUACAUUUUUUAUAUAUAUAAAAUGUUAUGUUUUUUUUACAGAUUUAGAACUCUGUGAAGCUCUGAAAACUUGUUGCAAGUAUAAAAUGUGCAUAAUCCUGAAAGUCUGAAAUGUGUACAAAAAUUAUAUGAUGCAGUUCUCUUUGUACAUACUGCAGUGAAUAUUGGUGCCUAAUGCUGCAUUCAUUUCGUCCAAACAUGUGUAUCUUUUCAAAAGGUACUUGUGCAGCUAUUGUGUGGUUCAUUAUGUACUCAUUUGUGUGCAAUAUGUAAUACCAUCAGCAGUCACUGUUUAUUAUACUUGUAACAUUUCCAUUUUUGUUUUAUAAAUGCAUAUUAAAUUAUCUACAAAAUAUAUGCCAAAUUUUGUUAAAUUUUUAUUAAGUAUUUUGUUUUUUAUACAUAGUUCUGUAAUGAAAUCAAAAAUUUAACCAAAUUAUUGUAUGCUUAUAUUGUAAACUAGAUAUUUACUCUAAUUGAGAAUCAGAAUGACUAAUUUGUAUUAUUUCUGAAAAAAUAAAUUUUCCUCCUUCAGCUUUGUGACAGUGA
Bacillus rossius redtenbacheri is the source of this 12878-nucleotide messenger RNA. RefSeq names its product glycogenin-1 (gene Gyg). The record is from RefSeq and is a predicted model, not a curated record. Lineage: Eukaryota; Metazoa; Arthropoda; Insecta; Phasmatodea; Bacillidae. The transcript has 9 exons. Bases 113 to 2983 code for a protein of 956 amino acids. Gene Ontology annotation, molecular function: glycosyltransferase activity. Gene Ontology annotation, cellular component: cytoplasm.